ACUGCACCGUUCCUUUCAGGGCCUCAUUCUCGGUGGCGAGAGAAAUCACCUGCUGCUGGCUAAAUUCCAGGGAGUCGCGGAGGGCCAUAAACUCUUUGUGGAGGAGUUCCACUAGCGCCAGACGUGCGUCGAAGCUUGAUAUUUUUUUCUCGAUUGACUCCAGGAUGUCCGUGAUGUUUUUAUCCGCCGAGCUAGCUCCAGGUGACUCAGGUGAGUCAGACGGACGGGAACGCUUGUUGGGAGCCGUCUCCUUUUUCCCCAUUUCCAGACGCUCGAAGCACUCGUCGAUAUACUCGAAACUUUCUUCGGUGUUAUCCAGAAUGGUAGGGUGGUUGAUUAUUUUCCAUAAAAUAAGGUAGUUAUUUAUUUAAAUUGGCGGAUAGUUUGUCGCGCUGUUGUUUACUACCGGUGUCGCGCCGCCUUGUUGAAUUUCUCGUGCUGUUCUCGCAGAGUCUCGCGUUCUCUCACAGCAUCGCGUCUCCUCGAUGCCUACGUCCUCUUCUAUGUCCUCGCCUACGACCUCUCCUACGUCCUCGCCUAUGACCUCAUCCUCUUCCAUGUCUACGUCCUCGCCUACGACCUCGCCUAGGACCUGUCCUAUGUCCUCACCUACGACCUCGCCUAUGUCCUCGCCUACGACCUCAACUACGUCCUUGCCUACGUUCUCGUCUACGUCCUCGCCUAUUACCUCUCCUACGUCCUCGCCUUACGUCCUCGCCUAUGACCUCGCCUAACGUCCUCGUCUAUGUCCUCGUCUGUGUCCUCGCCUACGACCUCGUCUACGACCUCUCCUACGUCCUCUCCUACGUCCUCGCCUAUGACCUCGUCCUCUUCCACGUCUACCUCCUUACCUACGACCUCGCCUACGACCUCGUCUACGUCCUCGCCUAUUACCUCUCCUACAUCCUCACCUAUGACCUCUCCUACAUCUUCUCCUACGUCCUCUCCUACGACCUCGCCUACGUCCUCUUCUAUAUUCUCGCCUACGACCUCUCCUACGUCCUCGCCUAUGACCUCACCGAUGUCCUCGCCUACGUCCUCUCCUACGUCCUCUCCUAUAUUCUCGCCUACGACCUCUCCUACGUCCUCGCCUAUGACCUCACCGAUGUCCUCGCCUACGUCCUCUCCUACGUCCUCUCCUAUAUUCUUGCCUACGACCUCUCCUACGUCCUUGCCUAUAACCUCGUCCUCUUCCAUGCCUAUGUCCUCGCCUACGACCUCGCCUAUGACCUCUCCUACGUCCUCUCCUAUGUCCUCGCCUACGACCUCUCCUACGUCCUCGCCUAUGACCUCACCGAUGUCCUCGCCUACGUCCUCUCCUACGUCCUCUCCUAUAUUCUUGCCUACGACCUCUCCUACGUCCUCACCUAUAACUUCGCCCUCUUCCAUGCCUAUGUCCUCGCCUACGACCUCGCCUAUGACCUCUCCUACGUCCUCUCCUUUGUCCUCGCCUACGACCUCUCCUACGUCCUCGCCUAUGACCUCGUCCUCUUAGGCGAGGACGUAGGACAUGUCCUCUCCUACGACCUCGCCGACGUCCUCUCCUAUAUUCUCGCCUACGACCUCUCCUACGUCCUCGCCUAUGACCUCACCGAUGUCCUCGCCUACGUCCUCUCCUACGUCCUCACCUAUAUUCUCGCCUACGACCUCUCCUACGUCCUCGCCUAUGACCUCACCGAUGUCCUCGCCUACGUCCUCUCCUACGUCCUCUCCUAUAUUCUUGCCUACGACCUCUCCUACGUCCUUGCCUAUAACCUCGUCCUCUUCCAUGCCUAUGUCCUCGCCUACGACCUCGCCUAUGACCUCUCCUACGUCCUCUCCUAUGUCCUCGCCUACGACCUCUCCUACGUCCUCGCCUAUGACCUCACCGAUGUCCUCGCCUACGUCCUCUCCUACGUCCUCUCCUAUAUUCUCGCCUACGACCUCUCCUACGUCCUCGCCUAUGACCUCACCGAUGUCCUCGCCUACGUCCUCUCCUACGUCCUCUCCUAUAUUCUUGCCUACGACCUCUCCUACGUCCUCGCCUAUAACCUCGCCCUCUUCCAUGCCUAUGUCCUCGCCUACGACCUCGCCUAUGACCUCUCCUACGUCCUCUCCUUUGUUCUCGCCUACGACCUCUCCUACGUCCUCGCCUAUGACCUCGUCCUCUUAGGCGAGGACGUAGGACAUGUCCUCUCCUACGACCUCGCCGACGUCCUCGCCUAUGACCUCAUCCUCUUCCACGUCCUCGCAUACAUCCUCGCCUAUGACCUCUCCUACGUCCUCGCUUACGUCCUCGCCCACAUUCUCGCCUACGACCUUGUCCUCUUCCACGUCUACGUCCUCACCUACGUCCUCGCCUACAUCCUCGACCUACGUCCUUGACCUACGUCCUUGCCUACCACCUCUCCUACGACCUCAACUCAACUGUUGUUUGAGCAUGUGGGACCUUAAUAAUAAUUCUGUUAAUAACAGAUUAUACAGAUGAGGUCCCCCAACAUAAUAUAGUGAUUGUGUAUAUGUUGGAGCAUUUCCAUUAGUUCAUCACUAGACGAAGGUCGUGAUCUCCGUGAUAGGAAGUGUGCAUCUGUGGGGCGGACGGCAGAAGAAGAGAGAGAACCCAGAUGGAGACCCUGUAUGGAACGUUGAGAUGCCGUGUCAUUUCUAGUCAAGUUAUAAACUAAAGGCCGUUGUCUACAUUGUGUUAUUAGCCACCUCACGAUACCAUAUAAUAUACUUAAUAUUCACAAUGUAACACAAGCACUUCUUACUUUAUCACAAAAUGAUCACAAAUUGUUUUAACGGUUUUUAAUUGUGUACAUUGAAGUACAGCAAGGACAAGGAGGCUGGUUGAAGCAGAUGAUGUACUUGCAGUGUAUCACCAGCUGUCACUGUUCUGUGUGGUUUCAAAGUGUUGGUUCAUUUUUCCAGCACAAUCAGAUGAACCUUGUGGAAGCUUCAUGGGGCUUCAGCUGCCAUCCCUACAGACGGAACAGGCAGAAAGCUUGGUCUGAGAAAUCGUGAUCGUUUAUUUAGUUUGUAGUAUUUACUUUCAACGGUCAGCUGAGACCUGCACCGUUCUGACUCUGCUUCGCUUCACCCACAGUUUACUUAGCGGCUGACGGCGCCUGCCGGCAAGUAACAGGUAAAUCGGUAAUGGACGCUCCUGAUUGUUCACAAAAAACACGACACAAAACACAAGUUAAACGCUACGUUCCGCCCAUAGAUCACUCUGUUACGGAGAGCGCAUGCGCUAACAGGUAACGUAAACCACGGCAUUGACAGGGACAGCUAACGGCUGGGAUGGCACCCAGGCAGAAAAUUCGUCAAAUUCAUGCCAAAUUCGUUUUUAAAGAAGGCAAAGCUGGGAGGCGGGCAUCUCCGUAGUCUAUUUUUGUGUACAAAGAACUUGGCUAAACACAAUGCAGUAUUAAUACAUAAAUAAGUUUAAUGUUACAAUAAGUAAUAUGUUACCUUUAGAGAAGAAACUCAUAAUAGGCGGGAAUUUAUUUUUUAACCAUUUGUGAACAUCCAACCAGAAAAUUUGUAUAACAUUACAUAGGAAAAAUACAUGGACGAUAUCCUUAAUAGCAUUUUGGCAGAAGAAACAGCUGUUGUUAUCAAUGUUAAAGCGUAGUCUGAGUAAUUCUUUGGAGAGAUAGAUGUUGUUCAAAAUUUUAAAAUGUGUUUCUUUUGCUUUUGGGGGAAUAGGAAGUUUAGUAAAUUUGGUUCUUAAUUUAAUAACUGUUUUUGUCAAAUUUGUGUAAUAUAUUACUUUCGUUUUGUCGCCCCGGAAACAACCGUUCAGUGAACCAAUUUCUGAUAAAUAAUUGUCACAUUAACCAAUGGUCAAUUCUUUAUUUUAAAUUAUAAUUAGUGCUGACCCAUAUUAUGCCUGGGUUAAAGUGUUUCCAUGUGUCGAUUAGGCCUUGCUCAUUGUUUACAUCUCAUUGCAGACAUUGUUAAAUGUUACAUUUGCAUCUCAUUGCAGAAUUUGUUAAAUGUUACAUUGGGGUGACUUGAAGCAUAAUUAGAAGGAGCUCUAUCCAUACAGUCAUCUUGUACUAGGUUCAAGUCCCCUCAAGUAUAAUAUUAUUAGAUGAGUAUGCUAAACUGAGUUGGUUUAAAUGUGAUCAGAUUCGGUCAGAUCUUUUAUUUUCCUUGGUAUUAUUAUAGCCAUAUAUGUUAACAACCAGGAUGAACUUCUACUGAAUUAAGUCAUGGUGUCACUCUCUGGCCGUUGAUGAAGGCAUAGGGACCUCAAAACAUAGUCUUACAUCCAUUCUUUCUCGCCUGUUCAACUUUAGGCCACACUGCAUUUCUUGCCUCUCUGUCCUCUUUGAUGAGGUCUUCUGCAAACCGUGCUGUAUGUUGAGGUCCCUGCAGACUGGAUGAUGAUUAGUUGUUCGCCAAAGCUAAUCCCUGAAGCUCCUUCCUGUGAACUGAAUGAUGAUUUGUCGAGGGUGGUUGACAUCGUUUGGGCCCAGACGGUGUUCCGUAUCGAGAAUAUAGUCAAUUUUCUCUUUCCAAUGUGGUGUGAUCCUUGAGAUGAUUUUGCCUACCAGGGCUCUAGUGUUUUCAUCUUUUUUUUCCUUAACCCCAUUUAGUCUUAAGUUCCAUCUUCUCUUGUAUCUUUCUGCUUCUACCGUUUUCUUUACCAUCUCUGACAUUCUCCUCUCUAAUCUUGCCCGGAAGUCCCGGUCACCAGUUAACAUGGUCACUCUUUCAUAUGGUCGUACUGAAAGGCCGAUUGGGGUGUUGUUUUAAUCACACGUGAAUUGUAUUGCUGUGCCUUAUCCCUUAGCAUGACGAAGAUGUGUGCUUCACCAAGGAAUUUACAAACCCUUCAGUACAGGGAGCAACGGUGCCUGGUAUAUACACGAAUAUGAGCCGUCAUGUCUGUCUGAUCAUUAAAUAUAAUUAAAGUCAUUAGUCAGUGGACUAGCUUGUUGCUGCUUGUGGAGCUUUCAGGAUCUGCUGUGCCACGUCGAAGGAACUUCCUUGUUCAUCAGCCAAUCAGAGCAUGCAGGCUAAAUUAGGUCAUGUUAUUUUACUUGUAAAUUUAGCCACAAUUUGUGCGUAAUUUUAACGCCCCAAAUUAUAAGUGUAAACAUGGUAUAGCCCCACUAAGAGUAGAAGUACUGAUCUGGAUAUGCACACACAAAUCUAAUGUGACUCUAAUUUGACUCAGUGGCAUAAACCAUGGUGAGUGGUGCUCUGUAGAUCUGCUUGUGAACCAGAGGCAGAGCUUUGUCAAAUUCAUUUUUUUUAUUUUCACACUAAAAAGCCUAUGGUCCGUGUUUUUUACAUAUCUUAACACACAAAUGAUCAAUAAUAUGUUUUAUGUUUUACUACAGGCGGCACGGUGGUGCGGUGGGUAGCACCGUCGCCUCACAGCAAGAUGGUUCUGGGUCCGGAGACGGCCCUGGUGCCUUUCUGUGUGGAGUUUGCACAUUCCCCCCGUGCUUGCGUGGGUUCUCUCCGGGUUCUCCGGCUUCCUCCCACAGGCGGCCCUGGUGCCUUUCUGUGUGGAGUUUGCACGUUCUCCCCGUGUUUGCGUGGGUUCUCUCCGGGUUCUCCAGCUUCCUCCCACAGUCCAAAGACGUGCAUUAGGUUGAUUGGACUCUCUCCAUUGCCCGUAGGUGUGAGUGUGUGUGUGAAUGGUUGUCUGUCUGUGUGUUGCCCUGCGAUGGACUGGCGACCCAUCCAGGGUGUACCCUGCCACUAGCCCAUAGCCAGCUGGGUUAGGCUGGGUUAGGGAGUAAGUGGCUUGGAAAAUGGAUGGAUGGAUGGAUGUUUUACUACUGUUUUUCAUUUUUGUUUCUGUCGAUCUUCAGAUGAAGCCAAAGGAGAAUGAUGUAAAGAACAAAGGAGUUUUAAGGGAUAGUUACAGAGAAUAACCAAUAAAAUUGUGAUAUUGAGCUCUCCCAUGUGGCUGCACACUGUAACUGCAUUUUUUUUAUCCAGCGCACUGUGACAAAUUAUACACAGCAGCUUGCACAAAUGCCGGUGUUUCAUCUACUGAAGUAUUCUUAUUAUUCCUGUGAGGUCACUAUUGAAACUAAAAUGUUUUAAGGUUUGUGGUGUUUUUUACUUUUUGCUUUUACAUUCUUUAGUGUAUGUUUUGUAUUUGCACUUACGGUUUCCUCUCUUCUGUCUCUCUCGCAAUAAUUCCUGCCUCACAUGUUUGGCUUACAAGGACUACAAAGGACGCUCUAAUGCAGUCUUUUACUCACUGCCUUGAAUUUGCAGACACUAAAACAGGGUUGAGGCAACAUCAACUGAAAACAUUUUCUUUAUUUGGCUAUUUAAUUACACUCACAUGGUAUUUAAUAAACACAGAACCAGCUUCUCAUUGUAUUAAUAUGGGCGUGUACAACACAAACAUGGGCGUGUUCACAUUGACCACAAACCAAGAAGAAUGUCCUCAUUCAUCCACAAGUAGAGGUAACUAAUAAAUACAAGAAAUUUCAAAGAUAACAUAAGAUUUCAAAAUAAAACAACAGUGUUACCAGGGUAUUUAUAAAGCAAACAAACGGUAAAAGAAAACUUCAAACUUUAAACUGUGAAUGGUUGUAAAGGAGAACACUUUCUGUGGUGUUUCACGUGACAGGCAGAGAAAUCGACCCUCAUAUAGACUUUAACAUAUGGGUCUGAGGUCCCACCCAUGUCCAUAGCUGGGAGGUCCUGAGCCUGGAGGAUGCCGACUAUCAGCUGGAGGAGCCGAGCGUAAGAUAAGUUGAAUGUCAGCAGAUUUCUGUGAUCUGUUUGAUCUAAUAGUGAGGACUGUAUUAAGCCUGUGUGUGUGUGUGUGUGUGUGUGUGUGUGUGUGUGUGUGUGUGUGUGUGUGUGUGUGUGUGUGUGUGUGUGUGUGUGUGUGUGUGUGUGUGUGUGUGUCUGUACCUGAUUUUCUGUGAAGUUAUAAUCCAACGUGUACUCCAGUUUGCCAAAGAACUCCUUUUCUUCUUCCUCCUUCCCAUCUUCUCCUUCCUGGAACAGCAUUUUUCAAGUUUACAUUUAGCACUUUGAUGUAUAUACUAUACAAACUCAAAAUUUAAUCAACAUGACACAUAAUCUGAAAAGGAUCCGUAGAUGAACUUUCUUUCAGCAGGUUCAAGAUCUUCAGGGUUUUUGUCAAACCAGGGUGGUAAACAUGCCCCAGAUGGUUUAUGACCCAACUGUGGUGUUUUAAUCACUAGGUUUUGUGUUUUCUUGGUUAAAAUGAAGGUUUCAUUCUUUCAGGGUUAGACACAAAACUGUGGAGCUGAAACUAUUUUAAUUCAGCUUCAUUAUAUUAAUCAUGGUGCUGUAGCUUCUGUUUGCGCUUCACUAAGCUGUCACUGCUGCCAUUGGACAAAGGCCAAACAGCUGUGCAUAGUAGAUUUUAGAGCACACACACACACACACACACACACACACACACACACACACACACACACACACACACACACACACACACACACACACACACACACACACACACACACAGCUCCAUCUGUUGGCCUGACAAGGCUGUAGACACACUAACAUAUGUACACCUUGAAUGACUCUCUUGCUCCACUCCUUCCUUACCUUCUUCUCCUCUGCUUCCUCUCCCUCCUUGUCCUUCUUCCUGCGCCCUCGUCCUCCCUUUCUCUCGCGCACCUUCUUGGGCUUCUUGCCUUUGAUGAAGCACUUCUUGUAGAUGCAGAAUCCCAGGCAGGCGACGAGGGCGAGGACCACUACCACAAUGGCACCCACAGCCCACAUGGGCACUGGGGAAAUCAGGGAGAAGGGUGGGAAUGACAAGGUAGUGAGAAAUGUGUGGAAGUCCUUCUCAGGCUACCACUAGUGUUAUGGAAUAAAAUCGCUUGAUCAGUAAACUCAAAGUCCCUAUGGGAUCAGUUUUAUUCAUUGCGAUCAUUGCUUGAUUGUUCAUUGAAUUCUAACUGACUAAAAUUUUAAAUCUGAUCCGCGCACAUGGCAAAUGCAAUGGAUCAAGACAUGAAAGGGACUUACUUUUAAGUUUAUGGUCUGAAAGAGCGGAGCAGAAUGGUCACAUGACGAGAUGACAGAGAUCAAGAAAUAAAAGAGAGAACAAGGUGAUUUGAUGCUGAUAUGACAUGAGACAGAUAUGUUCAAAUACAUCAGCCUUUGAAGUUUAAGGCUUUCCAGAUGUUCUUUUAAUGUGUGUAUUUUGCAAGUAUUUGUGAUGUGUACAGUUUUAUGUGUACAUACUUGGCAGGUGUGUGAUCUCAUUGAAGAACUUGUUCUUCAUGCUGGCGAACUGGUGGUUGGAGUGGUGGGAGGGUGGCUGAGGUGGCGGGGGCUCCCUCUCCUCCUCCUCCUCGGCUGCCCUGCGGAGCCGCACCUCUGCCGCACCGACCAACAGCAUCACUGCUCUGCAAACAAAUGACAAAAGCAAAUGGUCCAGUCGGUCUCAUCCGCUUUUGGCGGCAUUUAAGCCAACGCAAGCAAAAGUGUCAACAGUUACCAGUGGCUUCUAUUACAAAGUAGUUACCUGUUUUUUAAUUUCAUAGAAAUAUUUCUUCUCCCUGCUUCUGUUUUUCCAGGAUGACCCAAUAUGACACUUGUCCUUCCUGUAAUCUCUUUAAUCUUCUGUUACAAACUCUUGCCUUUCACCAUCCCAGUCUACGUUUAGUCCAAUAGUCUCUGACACUUCAAAAAACACGUCACGUGGCGAUUCAUUAUUAGGCCACAAAAACACAUCUAGCAAGUCCACAUACAGUAUGACAACAACUUCAGCAUUUUCUCCAACACGUCAUGCAAAGCUUCAUUUUGUUAUCAGCUCUGCAUUUCUUCCACUUUCUGUAUCAGUGUAUCCUUGUUGGUUCCUUUACUAUGUGUAGGUACAAAUUGACUGCCAUGUAGGCAGUCCUCCAAAAGUGACUUUUGACUGCUCUGUAGGCAUGCUAGUGUUUUAAAAUUGAAUAGUAUAGUAAUAUUAACUUAUCUAUUUAAAAUCUAAAAUCCUAAAUGUGACAUCACUAUAAGCUACUGCAUAAGAUAAGUAUAAACAGAUAUGUAUUGGUAAUAAAGUUAUACAUUCUUACUGUAAUUCUACAUCUAAAUAGCGCCACACUUAACACAUAGAUAUCCCCUUACCCUCUACUGAGCCCCUUGCACCAACCACGUACCGUAUAACAGUGUAACCAUGACCAGCACCCAGAAACUGAAGUAGCAUACUACUGAAGAACUCAACAUUAUCUGUAUUAGUUGCAUCUUAUUUCCUGAAAUGUCAGCAAUGUCAACAUUUCUUCUGUUUUACUGUUUGUUAUUGUAACACACUAGAAAUCAUAACAUAUACAGUAUAAUUCUAUCGUAUAAAAUAACAAUCAAUCAAUUGUAGCUUCUCCGGUGUGAUUUUUAGAGCGUUCUGAUUUAGUGGAGUUAAAUAUCAGAUUUAAAAGGCACAUAAAAUGUAAACAGAAAGAUGCCUCCACCUGCUGCUACUGUAGAUACCUGCCUGUGAACCUAGAAUGAAGCACUAAAAGUGAAAAUGAAAAAUUCUUGUAACUUUCUUUCUCAGUAGGGACUUUAGCUAUUGUAACACACAAUCCCACAGGCCCUGCCCACAUGACACAUCCCUCUGUUGCUGCACAGCAGUUUAACAAGAUUAAUUGCCAAAGGUAAUCCAAAAAUCCCUCAGCUUAAACAAAUUAAGGACAGUUUGCCCCUCUGGGUCUCCUCCCCUUUCUCCACCCUCCUAUCACAGCUCUCCUCACCCCUCCCUUUUGUCACACAUGAAACAGAGGCAUGUGUGUUUAUCGAUGGCCCAUCACUACAUAAAUCAAGUGUUAGACAGGCAGACAUCAGUAUGUUUAUGACCAAUACAAGCAUAGAAAGAUAUGUAUUUAUCACACAAAAAUAGACAUAAAAAUAUUGGUUGAUGUGAACAAAAUUUCUUCAAUAUUCUGUUGUGAAAAACAAAUAAAUGAACUAAAAAAAUUGCACAAGGUAAGAUUAUUAGACCCAUAUAAUUCGCAAGUCUGGCAGCUAAUUAUCUUAGAAUGAAGUUUGACCUUGAAAAUAUUAAUUACAAUUAAUUAAAGACUUCAAUAUCAAAACAAAACAGCUACAUUAAUGCAACUCAGUAGAGUUGCUGCUACUUAAAUGUACCUGGUUCAGACAAAUUUGAUGAACUGAACUAUAUUAUUAAUAAUGAGUUUUUUGUCUUUAAACUAAGAUAAAUUACCCUCACUGCUACAGUAACUGUAGCUGUAUGUAUGCGAGGAGCAAUGGGCCCUGACUUAAUCUGACAUAAUCUGAUUUUUGGCAGAAAAACAUAUAAACCGUUCUCCUAAGAUGUAGAUGAUGAUAAUAUUGUUAAUAAAAUCCUUCAUAUUCAAAUGGAAAGCUUCAAAUAGGUUUAUGACAGAUAAAUGCUUACAGUAGUUUAACAGUAAUUCAGAUAAAUCAUGAAAACUAGUAGUUUGGUUUAGAGUCUAUAUUUACUAACAGCCAUCAUAUGUCAGAUAAGAACCACGGCUAGUAUCUGGGUCAGAGAAGAGUUAGGAAGAACCGCUGCCAGAACCGGCACCAGUUGUGGUCAGGUUUUUGGAAGGGUUCAUUAAGUGUCUGUCCACAAACUGUAGAUUUAAAAGGCCAAGCAGCUGGAGUGAGAAACUAAAUGAAAGUACAGUAUUACAAUUUAUGCUUUUGCCUUUGAAAAAAAAAUAUAAAUAAAAUAAAAUAAAAAAUAGACUGAAUGAAGCUAGAUGUAGUGAGACUAAGCAGAACAAUAUUAUGUAAGUCACAAUAGGAAAGAACCCAAGCCUAUUUCAAGCUCAUUCUAAGACAUUCCACUCUAACAAAUAAUAUCAGCUAAAGCAUAACUCUCAGCAUAUCUUUUAUUUACUACUUGGGAAUCAUUUAUUGAUGAAAAAGGCACAAACCUAAAGUACUAGGCCAUUUGUUCAUUUAAAAUCUAAAGAAAAGAAAUUUGAAAUUGUGUAUUUGUAGUAUUGUUGUAUACUAUUAUUUGUUAACAUUUGCAACAACUCUGUUUACUGUUUGAUCUCCUUUAGAUUGACCUGGUAAAAUAUUCUUUGAUAAUGACCCUUUUCAAUUACUGUAGUUAUUGGACUAGUCUCUUCUGUGUGAGUCAUGCAGGAGAAAACUACUAAAAUCACUGAUUCUAACCUUCACUACAGACAUCACUGUUGUUGAGGUGUACUGCAGCUGACUUCAUGUGAAUACAGGACCUACAAAUAGAUGCACAUAAGCCUUCUACAAUCCACUUAAUCUUUACCUGUUUUGGAAAAUGCCCUUCACGGUGUGAAAAAACAUCUGUUUUGUCAUUUUUGGGUCUCAAUUUAUGAAAUUCAAACACAGCAGACAUUAAAGAUACCUUAGCACUAGUUUGAAACUCUCUGAGCGAAGUUAUCUUUGAGCUCUUUGUGACCAUGGCUGCUUCAUGGUCUGUGUUCCCAGUGUCAGUACUGGCUCAUUUGAUGAUGGCUAACAUCCUAUUGUAUGUACAUGAUUAAAGACAAAGUAAAAAAAAAAAAUUAGAACUAUAGCAAAAAUAACAGAUACCAGUGACCAGAAAGUCAUUUUCAAUUUAUACAUGUAAAAUAUUUGUUGUUUCCACAUUUUGUUUGAGUUAAUUGUUUUAAUUUACAGCAAAUAUUUUAACAUACUGUAUGAGCAAUAUUUAAAACACAUGACUGGCUGUCAAAAUAAGAAAGUCACCAGCAAGACAGCAUUUACAGUAACUUACCGAAUAUGGUCCCAGUCCUUCUUUGUUCUGUUUGAUUCUGUUCUUAAUCUGUUGUAUCCAAACGUUCUUUCGAUAAAUUCACCACUACCAAUUGCAGAGAAGUCACUGUGCACAGCACCCUCUCUCAUUGUCUCUCCCCCUCCCCCCUUUGUUAAUCUCUACAUAUCCCUCACUGCCAAUUACAAACCGUCCACCUACAGUACUACCGUACACAGCAAAAACAUCUUACAUCAAGUUGCAUAUCUACCAAAGCAACUAGAUAAUUUUUACUAUCUGGCGUCAUGUGUUAGAGAAAGUUCAGAUGACAAUAUAUAAUUCCCUUGAAAGGGAUAAGAUUUGCAGGCUUAGUAAAUCCAAUGUGACCCUGAGACCCAUGUGGCAUUUUGAGCUUUUGUUGGGUUUCAAUACAUUAGACUCCACAAAUAAGAUCAGUUUGAAUAAUUGCAUAAUUGUCUUCUCUUAUUGGAACCAGGAAUCUGCAGUUUACAAUCACCCAAAUCAAAUAUUGAUACUGUGUAUACCAGAAAUAUUUGGAAGGUUGUUUUAACAAACUUCCUUACUGAACUGUAAGUUAGUGCUUUUCUUUUCUAUAUAGAGCAUUACAGUAGUAAAUUCUGGUUUUAUUAAAAUUAACAUUUGAAUUUGUCCUGAUUGAGAAUUGUUAUUUUUUUUUGUUGUUUCAAACACUUACUUAGGGGCAUCCAUUAAUAAACCUGUUGUCUGGAGUUCACCUUAGUCAACAAAAAGGUCAAGAACUUCUUGCUUCUUGGCGCUUUACAAGUGUCUGGAUGCCUAAGGUCAUGCCAUGUGUGAUACAGGCAGAUUUCCUCCUCUCUUACACACACGUAGCAUCGCAAGCCUCGGGGCUACCAGAGCAGUCAGCAAUCAUUAGAUGAUUGAUGUUUCACUUAGAAACAUCGAGGAGCAUCGAGAACCAAUAAUAUUUACAAGGCCAAAUGUCUUCUAGGAUUCAAGAUUUAUUAAUACAGUAAAAUAAGAUUAAGAUUUUAACAGAAACCCAAACUGGUAAAACUUCAAAUAUGAUAAAACAGAAAAAUAAUAUGCAUGUGUACUAAAUGUGUUAUUACAUGAGUGUAAUAAAAUGCAAAAAUCGUUUUUGGCUUCUUGCAAUGUUUUUGCAUCUGACUACACUAGUUUUACAUAGUUACCAUUGUGUUGUUAAACUUAUUAAACACAGUAAUGAAAAUA
Messenger RNA from Betta splendens (Siamese fighting fish), 12910 nucleotides. RefSeq lists its product as uncharacterized. Bases 721 to 2364 code for a protein of 547 amino acids. NCBI's taxonomy places the organism in Eukaryota, Metazoa, Chordata, Actinopteri, Anabantiformes, Osphronemidae. The record is from RefSeq and is a predicted model, not a curated record. The transcript is spliced from 2 exons.